Paramisgurnus dabryanus is the source of this 1418-nucleotide messenger RNA. Lineage: Eukaryota; Metazoa; Chordata; Actinopteri; Cypriniformes; Cobitidae. The record is from RefSeq and is a predicted model, not a curated record.
GACAAGGAAAAUGGAUACUAUAUUUUCUACUGUAUCCGGUCAGGGAAUCCCCUUGAUGGAAGUUACAAAAGUGCAGGAUGUAUGGCUUACACAUCAUUUAAGGUUAAAAAUGAUUGGCUGAGCCACAAAAUCAUUGUGCAGCGUACCAGCAAAGAACACAAUGGGCACAAUGCAACUUGCGAAAAAGAAGGACACUUUCAAACAGUGUGUCCAGAUUUGAUUAAACAGAUUGAGGAAUGGAUCUCGCUGGGUGUCAAGCCAGAUAUCAUUCUAUUGGAAGCCCACAAAUGGUCAAGGUCUCGUGGACACAAUGACUUGAACAACCGUCAGUACUUUGUUACUCCAAAGGACAUUGAGAGUAUUCGCACAUGUUUGCUACGCAGAAACCGUUUGGAUAAAGAUGAUGCUAUUAGUUCAGCACAAUUAUUAACUGGUCAGUGCAAGGACAAUGUAGUUUUUUUUCAGCCUUUUUCCCAUGAGAAGGAUCUUAUUAUUAUCCUUCAGACACCCAACAUGAAAGAAAAUCUAAACAGACAUGGAAAGAACAUUAUAUUUUUGGAUGCCACUCAUUGCGUCAACCAGUAUAAUUUUCCACUUUAUACACUGGCUAUAAGAGAUGACUAUGGCCAUGGAGUUCCAGUUGCCUUUAUUAUAACAAGCAGUGAGAAGGAGGCAACACUGGUGAUGGCUUUACAGCAGUUUAAAAGAGUGUGUCCUGCACCAAGGUGCUUUAUGGUGGACAAGGAUAUGUGUGAGAUUAAUGCUUUGCGGAAAGUCUUUUCUGAGUCAGACAUCCUUCUGUGCUGGUAUCAUGUCAUGCAAGCUGUCGUCCGUUGGCUUACAAAGACAGACUCUGGAGUCAGUGGAUCAUCAAAUAUCGAUGUUAGGACAGAAAUUGUUUCUUUCGUCAAAAAGAUGAAGCUUUGUACAACCGAACAUGAUUUUAAGUCAACUGCUGAGCAGUUCUUCACGAGGUUUGAAGAUUUCCCAGCUCUUUGCUCAUACUUCAGGGUUCACUGGCUGGAAAUAGGACACAUGUGGUCUGACUUUGGACGAUGUUACGACCAUGCUGCUUCUGAUACAAACAAUCUUGUUGAAAGUUUUUGGGUGGCAUUAGGAACCGUAGGCUGGAUGAUCUUAUCAAAAUUCUCCUUAAGAAGACGGAUGGAUACUUCCAGACCAUUCAAGAUUUGCAUGCAGUUGGAAGAAUGAAAAAUGCUUCUUUGAAGUCAGGACAAAUACUUGAAUCAGCAUCUAGAUUGAUUGAGAAAGGUUGGGAGAAGGACAUUCAGCUCAUAGACCACGACAUGUACAUUUAUGAAAUUCCAUCAGAACAAACCUCUGGUCUCUCCUACAAAGUUUGUCCUUCUGAAAGUUUUUGUAGUUGCCCAAUGGGAAUCAGAGGACAUCGCUGUAAA